This is a messenger RNA of Anneissia japonica, 11436 nucleotides long. RefSeq lists its product as uncharacterized. NCBI's taxonomy places the organism in Eukaryota, Metazoa, Echinodermata, Crinoidea, Comatulida, Comatulidae. The record is from RefSeq and is a predicted model, not a curated record. Bases 1 to 4971 code for a protein of 1656 amino acids. The transcript has 26 exons.
AUGAUUGUUCAGACAGCUGCUGAAGUUGCAAGAUGGGGAUACCCUUUAAGCAUACAUGCUCUCAAGAUGGGUAUUUUCCUAUAUAGCCAGUCAGUGGUAACAUCUAAUGAAGUGGCCAAAGAAGGUGAUGAUGAUGUAGUGAUACCAUGUGACUAUUCAAAAUUUACCUCUACACCUAGAGUUAUCAUAUGGAAUGAAGUAAAUGAAGCAGGAAAAAGUAUUAAACUAGGUAUUGUAAAUGAUAUAAAGACUGUCAAUGGACGUUACAGCUUGAGAAUAACUCCUGGGAAUGCUGACCUGGUUAUCGCACAGCCAGUAAGGAAUGAUACUAAUAGAAGAUUUCAAUGUCAGAUACAGACACAAACUGGAGACUACAUAAAUUCUGAUUCAUCCAUCCUCAUUGUAUAUUAUCUAGAUAAGCCUGUCCUCACUGCCUCAACAGUUAUCGUUUAUGAAGGUGAAUCAGUGACCUUGACCUGUAGUAAACCUGAUGGUAACCCGAACCCUAGUAUCACAUGGUAUAAAUAUGGACAAGCACUCAGCACCACAGACAGCACUAGAUUUACUACAAGUGAAGAUGCACUUGAAAUACACAUUGAAGCUGCAACUGCACCUGAUAGUGGCCUGUAUAUGUGUAAAGCUGAAAGUGAUCAGUUCAGAGGAAAAGAUGGCAAAACCAGUAAUGAAAUUGACUUGAAAGUAAUAUAUCUUACAGUUACAUUUGAAUCAGAAGCUGGCACUGCAACAUGCACUGCAGAGGGUCAUCCCAAACCGUCUUCUGUAAUGAUAUACAAAGAUGGGAAAAUGAUUGAGAAUGGGACAUUUACUGCUUCUGUGAAAAUUAAUGAAGAGGUUUGUAAGUCAAACAUCACAUGCUAUGCAGAGAAUGGAGCGGUUAAUGCAACAGAAACACUGAAGACCUGUAACACAGAUGGUUCAAACUCUGCAUUGUAUGCACUUUUCAUUAUCCCUGUCAUAUUGUGGAUACUGUUUCUGCUUUACUUUAUAUUUUGCAGGAAAAUUGAGAUAAAAGGUGACGAUAUGACAGCAGUAGAAGGCGACACAUCACUUACAAUGAGAAAAAAAUAUCGUCCUAGUAUUGCACACUUUGAGACUUUCCAGUUUGACUUAGCGGUAAAAAGUGAAGAGAAAAACAAGGAGGAAUGGAAAACACAAGCAAUUGGUUCAGCUCCUAAGCUCAGCUUCAAGUAUAUUCUCCGUUGCUGUUUCUACUUAUGUGGAAUCUGUUGUAUUGAAUACAAAGAAAAGUAUGGAAAUGAUGACUUGGAAAAGAAAAGUAAAAAUAGUGAGGGUAAACAUUAUGAGGGACUUGAGCUGAAAAAAAAAGACUGUGAAAGAGGAAUUGCUGAUGGUAAGGUUCACUGUGGUAACAAUGACCCCAAAGAAGAAGAGGACUCUGUGAACACUUCAAUGGAGAAUAUCAACAAAGAAAGUCAACCACUGACUUCCACCUUUCCUGAUGAAAAAGAAAAAGCCUCUGAUCAAAGCAAAAGACACCAUCCUAUUGGAGAACCACAUCCUUCCAAUCAAUUUACUGUGGAUGCAAAUGGUAGAGGAACAAUCAGUCUGACGAUUUCAAACCCUACAAGAUUAAAUGAAGGAAACUACAAGUGCACCAUAGUGGGACGUGGAAAACCAUAUUCACACAAGAACGAAUUACAUGUACAUUGGAUUGAAAUGCUAGAUGUAGAUGAAGAAGCAGAAGAAGGUGAUACAUUUAAGAUGAGGUGCAAAUAUGGACCACCAGAUGCGUGCAUAUUAGAUUGCAUUUGGGAUAAGGAUGAUCCACGGUUUAAAGAAAUUACAGAUUAUAAAAUGGGGAACAGCCGUCUGGAGAUCCCUAAGGUGACAUCAGCAGAUGCUGGCAAGUAUCAAUGCAUUGUUAAGCUACAUGGUGGAAGACAGGCAAAGGCCAAUAGGAUGCUUGUUGUCAACAAAGCUCCUUUUACAAUGAAGAUUCCAGAUGCUACAACCAAUGCUGGCAUUAAUAUUGUCAGGUUGUAUUUAAACAUAACUACUGAAAGUAUAGUUGAACAGAAAAAAAUAGUAAACAUCAGAUGGUACAAGGGUAAAGAAAAAGAAAAAAUUCUAACUUCUUUAAAGGAAUCCAAUAGCAAAAGACGCUAUCAGACAGCACUUAAGGCGGAUAAUGUUUAUUAUUUGUCCAUCAAAGAUGUAACAACUGAAGAUUCUGGAGAAUACUGUUGUGAGGUGGAAGUGAAGGGAAGGAAGUUUCUAUAUGAUUGUGCAGGAAUUUUAAAGGUUGAAGAUCCUGUAUUGAGCAUUGUAGAUGAACAUAUCAAUGUCAUACAAGGCGAGGAUGUUGAUUUGUGUUUCAAGUUGUUGAAUCCCAAUUUUGAAUUUGACUCCUUUACCAUCUACAAAAUGUCUUCUGGUACUUGGAAAAAAGUAGCUGGGUCAGACGAUGUUUCUUAUUUAAAAGAGAAACAACAAUUCAUUUUUACCAUUACACAAGUUGAAUGUUCACAAGCUGGAUCCUACAUUUGUCGGUAUUUUACUAAAAUUCUUGUUGGUAAGGAGAGUGUAGUCUACUCAUCUGCAACUACUUGUUUAAGUAUUAAUGAAAAUGAAAGGAUUGAAAUGGUACAGAGAGAUGAAGCAGCAGAAGAUGGUUAUCCAUUUCAGAUGAGAUGCAAAUAUGGACCACUAGAUACGUGUGUAUCAGGUUGCAUUUGGAAGAAAUUUCAUGAGAAUGGAACAUCAACCAGUGUAUCUGAAGAUCCACGGUUUAAAAUAACUACAGAUGAUAAAGGGAACAGUUUGUUAAAGAUCUCGAGGAUUACGUUAGCUGAUGCUGGGAAAUAUCAGUGCAUGUUUAAGCUGAAUGAUGGUAGACAGGUUGUGGCCAAUAGGAAGCUUGUUGUCAACAAAGCAUAUUACUCAAUAGAGAUCCCAGAUGCUACAACCAGUGAUGGUAUUAACAUUGUCAGGUUGUAUUUAAACGUAACUACUGAAAGUAAAGCCAAACAGAAAGAAAUAGUAAACAUCACAUGGUACAAGGGUAAAUCCACAGAAAACGUUCUAACUUCUUUAAAGAAUUCCAACAGCAAAAGACGCUAUCAGACAGCACUUGAGGAUAAUAAUGUUUAUUAUUUGUCCAUCAAAGAUGUAACAGUUGAAGAUGCUGGAGAAUACUUUUGUGAGAUGGAAGUGGAAGGUAGAAAGUUGGCAUAUACUUGUAGUGGAUUUUUAAAGGUUGAAGGUCGUGUAUUGAGCAUUGUGGAUAAACAUAUCACAGGCAUACAAGGCGAAGAUGUUGAUCUGCGUUUUAAAUUGUUGAAUCCCAAUUUGGAAUUUGACUCCUUUGUGUUCUACACAAUGUCAUCUGGUACUCUUCAAAAAGUAGCUGGGUCAGAUGAUGUUUUUAAUUUUAAAUACAAGACUCAAUAUUUAACAGAGAAACAACAAUUCAUUCUGACCAUUUUAAAUAUUAAAUGUUCACAAGCUGAUACCUACAUGUGUCAGUGUUUUACUAAAUAUCGUGUUGGUAAGGAAAGUGUUGGCUACUCAUCUGCAACUACUUGCUUAAGCAUUAAUAAAUAUGAAACCAUUAACAUGUUCAAUAAUUUAGCAUAUGAUGGAGAAGAGAGUACAACUAUAGCAUGUGUCUAUCAUCUUGAAAGUAAGGUGAAUAUGAUAAGGUGGAUAAUAAAAACAACAGAAGGGAUGACCCGUGAGUUUGAAUUGGGAGAAGACGAAUCAGAAACACUACAGAACACACAGAAAUAUGAAUUUUAUUGUAGUCAAGAUUGUGCUAAAUUGGUGAUUAAAGAAGUGACAGUGGCUGAUGCUGGUUUUUAUACAUGUGAAGUAACUUCAAAAAAACCGCUACUUUAUCGUGACGUAAUAAUCAGGACAUCGGCAACUCUAUCUGUGCCAUUCCCUGUGUUUGGUUCAGCUAUAAAACCUGAACCUGGUCAAGUUUACAGAAGUCCUGCUGUAGUCAUUGUCAACUUGAAUUGUAUUGUAUUUUGUGAAGAGCAAGUUAAAAAAAACUAUACAAGGGUAUUGUUGCGGAGAGGUGAAUUGAAAGAACAUAAUAGAAUCGAUUGGGGACCUGAACAAAGCAUAAUAGACAAGGAUAAUAGAAGAUUUCAGAACUUGGUGCCAAUCGUGAAUGAGGAGGAGGGUCAUGUGAUUCUAAUGUGUGUUGAACCUCAAAAGGAUGGUUGUAAGCUUUAUCAAAUGAAGAUUUCUGAUAAUGGAAAAACUUGGAGUGACCGAACCAGGGUCAAUUUGAAAUGGCCUAAAUAUAUGGGAAGUGCCCAACUCCAUUGUAUUGGUCCAGGGCAUGGUUUGUGCUUGCAGUCUGGAAAAUUGGUUAUUGCAGGUGUUGUCAAGUUUACAAAGCAACUUCAACUUUGUGUGAUAACAAAUAACAGUAGAGGUGACACCUGGGAAGUAGUUCCUAUACCAUCUAACUUCAGACCUGAUAAUGCUUCCUUUGGAAGUCAUGCACAGAUUGUUGAAUAUGCAGAAGACCAAGUUUGCAUCACCUGUUCAUUGAAAAACUGCCAGCAACGCUUUAAUGUGUUCAGCAGUGAUGGAUGCAGAACCUUCCACAAGGCCAAGAUGGAACCUACAUUGAUAGAGGCUAACCCGGGAUGCCAGGCUGGUAUAAUUAGUAUCCCAGUAAAGAAAAGAAUGACAAGUUUCAAUUUAACUGCUUUCACAAACCCAGCAAAAGAAUCCGAGUUUGAAAAUUUGUCUGUUCGAUUUAGCAAAGAUGGCUGUGAAACAUGGACGCCUCCGUUACUGGACUUAGCAAGACGAUUUGCUGAAUCCAGUGAUCUUGCUUACUAUGAAGAGAAAGGCCAAAAAUUGGCAUGUGUGUAUGAGAAUGUGACUACUGUUGGGAAUAACAGUAAAUAUUAUUCCAUUUUAAUGCAGUUAAUUUCUCUUGAUGACAUUAUUACAAAAAUGUUCUAAAGGAAACAUAAUAAUUCUUUAAAUUUAGAUGAAAAUGACGAUGAAUAUUUUGAAUUAAUUUAAGGGUUUGAUGUUUGUUUGGUAUUGAAUAAUGUCAGAAACGUAUUUAACUGCUUCUAAUUUUCUUUUACUUUUUACCUUUAUGAAUGUUUCCCAGAGGGUUAAAUUCCAAAUGGGGUGACUUGCCUUCAAAGCAAUCAUUCAAUCAAAUUAAUUUAUUUAUCAUCAAACCUGAAUGAUAAUCAUAUAUCAAAUCACUAAUAAUAGAAAAAAAGGAUGUGUAAAAGGAUGCCAAAUAAAAUUUGCCCUAUCUCUUUAAAACCAAGCUGAGAUGCUAUCUGCUGCAUUACUUUUACUGAUGUUGAGAUUGAGAAGCUCGGGUUUUAACAGAUUCUUCAUCUACAGGCUUGAGUUUUAGUUUAGGAAUGAAUUUAUUUUUACAGAGAAGAAAAAUUUCUUGGAAAAAUCAGACGUGACCGAUGUGAAAAACUUCAUUGUUAACAUUUUUCAAAACAAUGCAACUAUCAAUUUUGAUAUUAUUGUAUCCUAAUUUGCUAUGAUUUUCCACAGCUUCUUAGGAUUGUUUGUAAUUUUCUUCAAUUAGGUUUAAGGAAUAUUCCGAUUUUGCUUUCUUCAUAGCUUUACAUACUUUUUUAUGCAGUACAAUCAAUUUAUCAUAGGGCAAUUCCAUAACUUCGGACGUACAUUUCAGACACUUUGUGAAUCUAUAUUUUCAUAAUGAAGCUUUCAAUUUAUUUUUUUUAAAGUUUGCAUUACAUCUACUGGUUAGUACUAUCAAGCCUACAAUUUUUAUUUUUUAACUCGUAUGCGUUACGGAGAUACGGGUCAAAAUGACACCGUGACGGACGUAAUCAGAGAAAGUGACUUUUCCUACGUCACUGUACUUUUUUUAAAAACUCUGUGAUGUGUGGGACAUUUAAAAAAAAAUAUUUCCCUGUUGUUUUCCACUAAUGUGUGGGCUUUCUAGCAGAAUAAAAUUUUAAUUAAAUUUUUUUCAUUUUCUCUAUGAAAACACCAUAAAAUUACUGUGACGGACGUACAAUUUUAUCGUGACGGACGUACUUGUCUGAAUUGUGAUGGACGUACACAUCUAAAAAUACAAAAAAAUCUACAAUCUAAAUUAUUUUAUUUAUUAAUUAAUAUACUGGUAUGCUUAUAUGAUAUAAAAGUACCAAAAUAUACUGGAUUUUAAACUUUUUUUUUUAAUAAUGAAUGUAAAAUACAAUUAAUUAAAUAAUUUAGGUAAUUUUGUGUCAAAUAAUCCUCAGUUGACCUCAAUACCCUAGUAGUCAAACCAUGUUUUGUAUGCAUUUGAGGUAAAGAGAAUAUUGACUUCAUAAAUUGGUUCAGGGUGGCCCUAGAAUCAUUUUGGCAUGGUAACACAUUUUAUUUAAUGUGGCAAAAUGUCAAAGGUCAGGGUCAAAAGUCAUAGUAAUAGGGCCCUUAUAUCUUCGCAACCACAUGUGGUAGAGAGUUAAGUUUGAUGUCAAGUUGUUCAAAACAUUUAUAUUUCUAUUUACCAUAAUAGAAUAUUUUGUUAAAAAAUGACCAGACAUGCCAUUUCUGACCUUUGACUCAUCUCCGGGUCAUAUUCACAGGUUCUCAUAUUUCCGUAACCACUGGUGGUAGGGAGUUAAUUGUGGUGUCAAUUUGUUCAGAACAUUCAUGUAAAUAGAUUGUAAAGGAGUUGGAUCUUAAUUUGUAACCUGUUAUUAUUAAUUAAUGCAGACAGUUAAACUAGUGAAAGAAUAUGUGCAUACUGUACUGUACUAGAUCUAUAAGCCAAGUCCUAGCUUUUAGCGUUAACUUCUUCAUUGUAUAUAAAGAAUCCUGCAAUGGGUAAGUUCAGAUUUUAAAGGUUCUGAAAUUAGAGAUUAUUAUAAACACCUGUAACAUUUUUGCAAUACAAGAAAAAUCAUAGUAAUUGUAGUUAAUCAAGAUGACUGUAUGGUUACUCAUGCUAAAUAAGGUGUCUUAUCUUACAUUAUAAUAAUAUCCUGUAAUUUGAAUAUAAAAAAAUAAUAUAAUCAUAUGUUAGCUGUAAUUGUAAUUACAGAACAUUGUUAUGAUGAAGUAGAUAGAGUAGCCGUGUUAGUCAAGAUGAUAACAUUAUUAUGUAAUUUGUGUAUUGCCUGCCUGGUUUAUUUUUAUUAGAUAUUUGCUUAAAAUUUUAGUUUAAAAUUGUUUUUUGUUUGUAAUGUAAGCCCAUGGUACUGAAAAUAUGUUCAUAUUGCACACUGUUUGAUAACAAUAAGACAAAAUAUGCUUCAGGGAGGAAAAUUAUGUAAGCCUAAAUUGAUCUCGACCAGAAACUCAAGUAUGGGGCUCAUACCCAGAAUUGUCCAUGUUGUAUUAUGUUUUGUGCACAACAUGUAGCCUACUGUAACUACAGACAUAUGACACAUUGACAGUUUUCAAAUUUUCACCAUAUUUCAUAGGUUAUAACACAUUUUACACAGUGUGACGGACGUACAGUAAAACUGUACGUCUGUCACGUGGUUUUGCUAAUUAGUGUAAUUAAUGGUAGGCUUCCAAUUUGCUGUAUACACUUGGUAUACCUAGUAUGCUUUAUAACAGAGUUUUGGUAAUUUCUUUGUACCUGGUUAGAAAAGGAAAUAAACAAAUGUCAUUUUCUUGUGACGGACGUACAUCCAUAUUUUCAUUAUUUUUAAAUAUUUAAUUAAAAAUAUGGCGUUAAUUACAAAAAGUCAAAAAAUUUCACCAAAUCACACAAUACAUACUAAUUCAUUAUUUUAAUGAAAAGUGAAUCAGAUUCUGAUAUUUUGCAAGGGAAAAAAUUGGAAAUUGAAAUUAUAACUACAUUUUCUUUAGUAUUUUAAAAUAUUAAUUAAUUGUAUUGAAUUCCAAUUAUUUUCCAAGUGAAUUCUUAAUUUUUUUUUUAUUUCACAAAAAUAUAACUCAUUAGCUUCAUAAUGAUGUAUCACAGAUACACAUUUGAUGUAUUUGAAUUUUUUACCAUUUGGUUUACUAAUUUACGGAAUUGCCCCAUAGAUGUUUGUUUUGUUCCUACCUAUCCUUAUUAAAAAGUUUUAGCAAACUACGGAGUUCAUGAAUUAUGUGUUUGAUUUCACCAUUUAUCCAAUAUUUUGUGUUGCGUUUUAUUCCAUAGAAUUAAAAUAAAUUUUUCUUAACAAACAAGGCCCGAAAGCCACUAUUAUCCAGCAAUUCGUUGUUAUUUCUAUUGUAUAGUUUAUGUAUGUUCCCUGUAUUGCAUUUAUUAACCAAAGAAUAAACAUCUGAAUUCAUACGGAAAAUGUUUCUACCAUUUCACAAUAAGCCUACACUGUAUUCACACAAAGUUUCCAUUUGAAGUAUAAUUAUUACUUCUGCAAUCAAUUGUCAGAUUGUCAGCAUUGUCAAACCUGGGUGCUUGUCUGGACCCACUCUAUGACAAUUUUUCGCAAAAUGCGCACAAAUGUCUUCUUCACUCAACCCGGUAAGAAUUAAAUUGAAUUGAAUGUUUUCUCAUGUUGCCAACUCUGUUCUGCUUCUUCCUUUUUAUAAAAGUGAAUUUUUUAAUGAUGAAUUACAAUUUGCCAAAAGUCUAUUCUUUUAAAUGAAUUUCUAAUCAGUCAAAUUUGUCUAAAUUUUUCUCAAAUUAUUGAUAUUUUAAUAUUGUCAUUUAAAAUUUUUAAUCUCUUUUAAAUUUAAGCAAAUUUUCUUCUUUUUACUUGUAUAUACUAUAACCUUUUUACAGUUAUUCAAUUAGGCAAUUGAAUGUUUCGUUUGCAGGAUCCCAAUGGAAAUAUGUUUCUUUGCAACCUUUUUGUAAUCUUUGCUUUCAAAGCAUUGAAAAUCAUUUUUUUUCUUUACCUGCAGUAUGAUAAUUUUACUUUUAAUAUGUGCACUCGGUUUCUAUUUCUCUAUCAUUGUCAAUUUACAAAAUAUAUUUCAAACUUCUUUUCAUUCAAAAUGGAAUAGUUUAGCUAUAAUACUGUAAUUUUACAUUACAGUAACCAUAAUUGAUGUUACCAUUUUUAGUAUUGCCAUUGUUAUAAUAAUUAUUACUUUUAUAGUUCUGAUGCCUUUGAUGUAUUAAUGAAGUAAUUUUGAACCAUAUAGCAUUCUUUUGAGUAAUUACAUUAAAAAUAGAUAAUGGUACAAUAUAAAAAUUUGAAGCACAUUUAAAUCUUAUCAUUUAACAAAUUGAUGAAAAAUCUUAUUCACCCAGUUUAAACUGUGUAGAUUUUAAUUGACACAGGACCAUAAACAAUAUAUUUGAUUGAGUAAAACAGUAUUUGUUCAUAUUAAUAAAAAUAAUUAUAAUAAUAAAACUUACAAAGUGCACUAUUCAACUGCAGUAGUACUCAAGCACUAUAUACAAUAUCUGUGCUAUUUAUAUUUUAAACAAUUAUUUAUUUCUAUAUUUUUAAGCAUGAUAAUUCCAUCUUUGAACAACAGUAUUGAUAUAUUCUUAGGUAUUUCAUUUAACAAUUUCAUAUUUGUAUUUGUCAGAAUGUUUUUAGUUUUCAUAUAACACAUUUAAUUAUUAUUUUAACAAUUUGAGUUUUGUCUAUUCUUACUGAUAGAAAGUUAUUGUACCAUUCACAUAAUAUUUUAGCAAAAGCAUGCCAGUGUAAUAAUCAGUUUAUAUAAAGUAGUGCAUUGAUAAUAGGAUUCUGAUGAAUAUACCCCACUGAGGUCCUCUGUCAGUAUCUGUUUAGAUUCAGAAUAGGAAUAGGAAUUGAUAAUAGUCGUUUUCUCUUUUCAAAUGAAAGUUUUAAUGUUCUUUAUAAGAACCAGUGUUUGUUUUAUCUGCAUGUUAAUUGUCUCAGACUUUUAGGGUUAUACUUGUAGUGUUACAUGAAAUAUUAGCUAAUAGUUUUUGAAAUAUUAAAUACUCUUAAUAUGUAGGCCUAAACUUAUAUAAUAAGUUUAUUAGUUUAUGUAUUGUUAGGAUACAUUAUGACAACUAAUUUGCAUUAAGGUAUAAACUUUAAAUUGCGGUGAAAUAAAAUGAGCACAUACAUAAAGUGGGCACAUGCAUACAAGUAUGCUUAAAUUAUAAAUUUAUUAUGAUUUAUUUGAUUUUGGAAAGAGCUUAUAUAAUAAUCAGUUUAUAAAGUAGUAUAUUAAAUAUAAAAACAAUAAUACAUUUUCUCUUUUGAAGCAAAAUUAAUGAUCCAAGUGUAGGGUCUUUCUAAGAAUCAAUAUUUUUGUUUUAUCUGCAUGUUAGUUGUAGGGUUAUAUCUGUAGUGUAAGUGAGUACCUGGUUGAAAUAUACCAUAAUAUAAUAGGUAAUAUAGGUUAAAAGGCGUGGAAAGGUACUAGCCACACAAUGCCGAGGCUAGAACAUAGGGCUCCUAACAGCUCAUUCUCCUAUGUUCAUUAUGGGACUACCUUUACCUAUACCUUUUAUGUAGUGUUACAAGAAAUAUUAGGAUAUAGCCUUUUUGAUAAUUAAUAAUUAGUUUCUAGGUCUAAGAAUUGUUAGAAUAACAUUAUGGCAACCGAUUUGCAUUUAGCUAAAACUUUUUAACUUGCGGUGACGUAAUGUAAGUCGUGCAAGUAUGGUAAUUAUUUGGUUCAAUUAUACAUGCAAGCUUUCUAGGCAUAAAUAUUGUUAGGAUACAUUAUGGCAACCGAUUUGCAUUUAGCUAUAACUUUUAUCUUGCGGUGACGUAAUUAUAAGUCGUGCAAGUAUGGUAAUUAUUUGGUUCAACUAUACAUGCAAGCUUUCUAGGUCUAAGAAUUGUUAGAAUAACAUUAUGGCAACUGAUUUGCAUUUAGCUAAAAACUUUUUAACUAGCGGUGACGUAAUGUAAGUCGUGGAGGUAUGGUAAUUAUUUGGUUCAACUAUACAUGCAGCUUUCUAGGCCUAAAUAUUGUUAGAAUAACAUUAUGACAACCGAUUUGCAUUUAGCUAAAACUUUUAUCUUGCGAUGACGUAAUGUAAGUCGUGCAAGUAUGGUAAUUAUUUGGUUCAAUUAUACAUGCAAGUUUGUAGAUCUAAAAAUUGUUAGGAUACAUUAUGACAACCGAUUUGCAUUUAGCUAAAACUUUUUAACCUGCGGUGAUGUAAUAUUUCAUGGAAGUACAGUAUGCUAAUUAUUUGGUUCAAUUAUACAUGCAAAUUUAUUAUAAUGCAUUUGAUGUGGAGUGGGGAUGGUGGUGAUGAUGAUGGUCAUAAAACAUCAUAAUUUAUUUCAGCUUAGUUUUUAUUCUUGAAUUUAUAUGUUUUCGCAUGCAGUAUCUAUUUCCCAACUAUAAUCCAAAACCGUGUUAAUGAAUGUUUCGACUACCAAUGAAUCGAUGAGUUGGUAUGGUUUUUUAACAAUUUCAAUUAUUUCACAUGAUAGAGUGGACGGUGCUAAAACUGGACUACUAUAUAUGUUUGAAAGCUGAAAUAUAUCGGUAUGUUGUUUGCAUUUUUUAUUGUUUUUGCUCUAAAGUAGGCCUACAUUAAAAUGGCAGUAGAGAAAA